Malania oleifera is the source of this 2264-nucleotide messenger RNA. Its product is annotated as rho GTPase-activating protein 5-like. Gene Ontology annotation, molecular function: GTPase activator activity. Lineage: Eukaryota; Viridiplantae; Streptophyta; Magnoliopsida; Santalales; Ximeniaceae. The record is from RefSeq and is a predicted model, not a curated record. The transcript is spliced from 5 exons. Gene Ontology annotation, biological process: signal transduction. Bases 386 to 1984 code for a protein of 532 amino acids.
AGCAAGAGACCUCCCUUUGUCGCUCUCUGUUCAUCUUCGUCUCCUUCCAUCUCCACCCACCUCCACCUUCUCUCUCUCUCUCUCUCUCUCUCUCUCUAUAAAGAUACACUCAUCGUUAUACCACUCUCUCUCUUUCUCUCUUCUCUUUCUGUACACGUUCUCCUCUGUGGAUUGCUUCUUCAAACCUCCAACCAAGCCGGCAAGGUCUAAAGAGCCGCAUAUAACAAAUCAGUGAUGAUGUUCAAGUCCCACCUGCCAAAACCCUUUCUUCAAUCCAACUCCACUCAACCUUCAACACCCGUUUUUAUACAAAAAUAUGCAUAAAUAUUGAUUAAUUGGCCACUAACAUUGAUUAAUUGCACGAAUACCCAUUCCAUUUUGAGAAAUGACGGAAGUGCUCCAAUCCCCAUCUCACUUCCCUUCGCCUUCAAGCUCCUCCGCUGUACCACGUGCAGCACUCACACCCAAUGAUCGUAUUGAUGGCCUACGCCACCAACAACCCCAUACCCAUAUCGGCCAUAACCUUAUUAGCACUCCCAAUUCGUCUUCUGUAGACGGAGACAGAGCCCGAGACCAGGAAGAGGAUGAGGAAGUAGAAGAAGAAGAAGAAGAAGAAGAAGAAGAAGAGGAAGAAGAAGUAAGACGAAGAGGAAGAGGGAGACGGAGAAAGGAGAGGGACGGUGAGGGAGAUCAGGUGUCGUUGUUGGCACUGUUGGUGACUGUUGUGAGGAAGUCUUGGAUUACCUGCACGGCGGAGAGUCAAGAGCUCUCCAAGAUGGAGAUUGGCUUGCCCACAAAUGUGAGGCAUGUUGCGCAUGUCACCUUUGAUCGCUUCAAUGGUUUUUUGGGUCUGCCGGUCGAGUUUGAGCCCGAAGUUCCCAGGAGGCCUCCCAGUGCCAGUACAAGUGUUUUUGGAGUUUCAACAGAAUCCAUGCAGCUUUCUUUUGACUCUAGAGGGAACAGUGUGCCCACAAUACUCCUGCUGAUGCAAAAACGCUUGUAUGCACAAGGAGGCUUGCAGGCAGAAGGGAUCUUUAGGAUUAAUGCUGAUAAUAGCCAAGAGGAGUAUGUUAGGGACCAAUUAAACAGUGGAGUGGUGCCUGAUGGUGUUGAUGUUCAUUGCUUGGCAGGUUUUAUAAAGGCCUGGUUUAGAGAACUCCCAACUGGAGUGCUGGAUUCCCUCUCACCGGAGCAGGUAAUGCAAUCCCAAUCAGAAGAGGAGUGUGCUCGGCUCAUGAGGUUCCUUCCUCCAACAGAAGCUGCUCUGCUGGAUUGGGCAAUAAACUUAAUGGCUGAUGUAGCUGAACUGGAACAUGUAAACAAGAUGAAUGCACGCAAUGUUGCCAUGGUGUUUGCACCAAACAUGACUCAUAUGGCAGAUCCCUUGACAGCAUUGAUGUAUGCAGUUCAAGUGAUGAAUUUUCUCAAGACUCUUAUUAUGAAGACACUUCGAGAAAGAAAAGACUGUAUAAUAGAAACGGCUACCAUUUCUCACCUAGAGCCUUCUGAUGGGAGUGGACAUCAUGGUUCUUCACAACCCUUUCUCGGGGUGGCCCAGGAGGCCAAUGAGGGAAAUGAUGAGGAGCAAUCCUUUGUUGCUGAAGAACCUCCUGUUGGAAGCCCUCAUGACUCUGCCGAAGAUUACCCCACUGCUGAAAGUGAAGAUAAUUUGGUUUCCACCGAAAAUUUCAUGGCUGGUGGAAAUGGAUCAUUGGUAGACAAUGGCCCUGGUGAGGUUCCUGCUCAAGCUAAUGCGUUAACCGGUAUGCCCAAAGAUGGUGGUUUUAAUGGUACAAAUAGAGGAACUCAAACGAACAAUCGUAAAACUAGAAAGGGCCAAUCAAGUAAUUUAAAUCUCAAGAAGGGACAUAGAAAGCUUAUUGAGCAGCCUGUUCGGACAAUGGGAUCUAUGGAGAAGAGCAAGGGAAGCAGCAUUGUUAGCCGGAUAAAUUCCAGCACAGAGAGGAUUGAAGCUUGGCGGUAAAGGGGACUGAUCUCCUCGGGAAUGGACUCUUUAUUUUCUUUUCUUUUCAUUUCUUUUUCCUUUUUCCUCUUUUUCUCCUGUUGUUAUUUGGGGGGAGGGUUUUGGCUGUUUGGUUGUAGUGGUCCAUCUGCUAACUGGUAGGAUAUGUUGGAGCAAUGUGUUUUUCAGUGUGUAUGAUUCAUUUGUGUUUCAAAUGUGUAUGUUUGGAGUUUGUUAACUUGGAUUUUUCAUUGGGCUGGCUUCAAGUGAAAAAAAAAAAAAUUUAACUUGUUCAGUUUGU